Messenger RNA from Gambusia affinis (western mosquitofish), 3997 nucleotides. It is a transcript of the gene pou2f3, whose product is annotated as POU class 2 homeobox 3. The coding region runs from base 142 to 1335 and encodes 397 amino acids. Gene Ontology annotation, molecular function: RNA polymerase II cis-regulatory region sequence-specific DNA binding; DNA-binding transcription factor activity, RNA polymerase II-specific. NCBI's taxonomy places the organism in Eukaryota, Metazoa, Chordata, Actinopteri, Cyprinodontiformes, Poeciliidae. Gene Ontology annotation, biological process: regulation of transcription by RNA polymerase II. The record is from RefSeq and is a predicted model, not a curated record. The transcript is spliced from 13 exons. Gene Ontology annotation, cellular component: nucleus.
CUUCUCCACUUAGGAAAAUGCUGAUGAGCAGCUGUAGAUUUCCAAAACUCUUUAUCCCAACACUCUUGUCCUCUUGAAUAAACCGAGAAAGACAGAAAGACGUGAGAGCAGCUCUAAAACUUUCCACCCUAAGAUAUUAAGAUGAGCUCAGACUCAGUGGAGCAGUCGGAGGCUCCUCCUGACCAGAAAGAGCGAAACGGAGUAGACUUUAAUCGACAGAUUAAAACAGAGGACCUCAACGACUCCCCUCAUUCAGCGACCUCAGUGACAACAUGCCACCUAACACAGAGCUCUCCAGUGCAUGGGAGUCAGUUGACUGGGGAGCUCACCUCCCUCCAUCCAAUGCAGCAGCUUGUUCUGAUGCCACCCUCUCACUUGUCAACUCCAUCCCCCUUCCUUCUCUCGCAGAGUCCCUCCAGCCAUCAAGCCCUCCUGCAGCCAAACUUGCUGUCCCUUCCUGGACAGAGUCCACCGGGUCUUCUUCAGCAUCAGUCUGGGUUAGCUCUGACUCCCCAGGCUAUGAGUCGUUCCGGUUUGGCUGGGCCGUCCCUCGAGAACCACAUGGACAUGUCACACCUGCAGAUGCCCAAACACUUGUCUGUGACACCACAGGAGGAACCCAAUGAUUUGGAGGAGCUGGAGCAGUUUGCCAAAGCAUUCAAACAAAGACGCAUCAAACUGGGCUUCACUCAGGGAGAUGUGGGUCUGGCGAUGGGAAAACUCUACGGUAAUGAUUUCAGCCAGACAACAAUAUCACGAUUCGAAGCGCUCAACCUCAGCUUCAAGAAUAUGUGCAAGCUCAAACCACUGCUGGAGAAGUGGCUCAGUGAUGCAGAGAAUUCACCCUCUGACUCAAUGAGCACUUCAGCCUCUCUGCCGCCUCUGAUGGAAGGUUACGGACGCAAGAGAAAAAAGAGGACAAGCAUAGAAACAAACAUCAAGUUGACACUGGAGAAACGUUUUCUUGACAAUCCAAAGCCUAACUCAGAGGAGAUAACUCUAAUUUCUGAGCAACUUUCCAUGGAGAAGGAGGUGGUUCGAGUUUGGUUCUGUAAUCGUCGUCAAAAGGAGAAAAGGAUCUACUGUCCUGUAGCUACUUUACCAGUCAAAUCACACAGCUACAACUCCAGAAUGGCCUCAACUUCAAGGUCGUACAGCCCUUUGGCUUCAGGUGGAGUUUCUUCAAAUUCAUCCCCAAACAGCACAAGUCGGGAACCGUCCCCCAACAGUCUAUCUGCAGCUUCAGUUGCUUUGACCUCUCAGGUCAACCCAGCUUCCUACAGUGCACCAAGUUCUUGGUAUCGCACUUGGAAUCCUGCUGGUUAUCAUCACUGAGAACCACAAGCUGUACAUAUGAAGAUUUUGAAGAUUGCCGAAGAAGAAUGAAUAUUGAUUAACACUCUCCCUGCUUUCAGCAGGGUUACAACUCAAUGCUAUAUCAACAAAACAGAUACAUAACACAAACCAGGACUAUAAAGGCUUGGACUUUAAUACACACAUUUCCUGCCAGUUCAUCACUCAUGGAAGAUCCAAGAAGGCAGGAGCUGUUCGAUUAGUGCUUACAGGACUUCUUAUUUGACUGAAAAAUGAAGGAUCAAGAGAAAUAAUCAUCAGAAGUGACAGCAGGAAGUCUCAUGUUUGACUAAUCCAGCUAAAAACCCAAAUAAUUUAUUAAAAAAUUUACAAAAUUUACAAAAAAAAUCAAAACUGCUUCCUAAGUCAUCUUUGACAAACUGGUAACAUGCUGUUAACAGUGGUUAGGUGUGUUCUUAUUUAGUUUAAAUGUUGCUUAUAUAGCCCCAAUUUACAAAAAAUAUUUAAAAGUUAGUCACAUAUUACACAUUAAAUACAGUACAAAUGGAAGGACAAGGAAUAAGAAUACAAAGAUAAAGUAUUCUUAUCACUUUAGGAAAAUAUUCUUUGGAAUAUAAAAAUGAAAUUAACACUAGAUUACCUAAUGAUAUAACCAAUGCUGCUUAAGUAAUUUUUCUAAUUUUAACUGUAAAAUUGGACAAAGUAUCACUUUUUUCCAAACAAGUCUAGUCUAGAAAUAUUUAGAUAAAAAAACAAUCCAAAUGUGGUUUGAAAUGGAUGGUUUUCUAGCACAGACCAGUCUUUUAGGCAUUGUCUGUAAAUUUGUAACAUUUCUCCAAGUUGUUGUUAUUACAGUAGUUUAAUGUUAGCCUGCACUGUUCAGUCCAAAAUCAAAGUUUUACCUGUUUGGCCCAAAUUGUUAACUCAGAAAAGGGAAAUUGAAUUAGGGCUGCAACUAACAAAUAUUUUAAAAACUGAUUAAUCUAGCAAUAAUUCUGGUAAUUAAUUGGUUAAAAAUGUUUCACAUUCUGCAGAUUUUGUAUUUAUACAAAACCAGAAAUACAUUUAGAGAUUCAAAAUAAAUAAUUAAAUUCCUUUUUUUAAACACUAAAAAGAGAAUAAACAAUUUCUUAUCUAAAAUGUAAUAACUAUUAAUUUAGUGAAAGCUUGAUUAUUUGAUGCAAAGGAUGCAUCUAAAAAAUACUUCUAACAUCAACAUGUUAAAAAGCUCAGCCCUUUCUGCUUGUCACAGCAUCAAGUAUGGGGUGAACUGUUGAAGCUAAAACUAUCCCACAUGCAUAGAACAUAUUUAUGAAGGAUUUUUAAAAAAAAAUCUUAAAUGCAAAAUCUGUAUAUUUUUGUUCAGUUUGUAAGCAAAUUGCCUUUUUGCAUCCAUAUGCUCAAGUAAGCAAUCAAUUACUAAAUUAAUUAAUUUCAAUAAGUGAUUCAUCUUAAUUAAUUGUUUCAGCCUUGGUUAAAGAAUUUUAAACAACAUAAAAUCCACACAGCUAAAGCUUACAGAGAACUGGAAACUGCUGGAACCCCAGUGCAACUAGUUUAACAUCCUCACAGACAGAGAGAAAGAAGAAAACCUGCUUCAAAUGACACUUCAGAUUUGAACAUGGAGAAGCCAAAUGCCCUCUGAAGAUUCUGAUAGUCAAACCUAAAAACACAGUAUUAACUGUGUUUUAAGGUUUGUGAACAUUGUGGUGUCAGAAUCAUGUUGUUUGACUGCAAUUCGUGAAAGGUUUUGAAAGUGCUGUAGUGUUUCACUGAAGUGAAAAGUGAAGUGAAAACGAUGGAAUGAUUAAAAUGAAACUUAUGUAUGAGACUAUGUAUAUCGUGAUUUUGACAAAGAAGUCCUUCUAAACCAAAGAUUAAAAAUCAAAGCUGUAACAUUAAUGGCUAUGACGAGAGUAUGAAUUUAAAAGGAACACUUUAAUUAGCAGAUAACAGCAACUAGACCUGAAAUAAGGGGUGAAAUUAUGGCUUUACAAGCAAUCUGUUUUCCAGAAAUAAGCUAACUAAAGCUUCCUUCCAUAGUUUUAGAAAACUGUUUUUUAGUGUAAAAAUGAUUAAAAGUAAUUCUGAAAUCCUCCAGUUUAACUCUUCCAUAACCCGCAGAGCCCCCUUUCAGAGAAUGUUAUUGAAUGUUCACAGCCUAGAUCCCAUGCAGGCAAAAUGAAAGCAUGCAAAGCUCCUAUUAUUAUUUUUUCAAACGGGUAUGUUCUAUAUUAGUUAGUAUUGGUUUAUGGAAAACAAUAGAUCAGCUUGAAUUAGUUAAAAGCAUUUGUAGAAACAGCCGUUUCUUUAUUUUUAAAGGAUCUUUUGGUUUGUAAGAAAAAAAAUCUCGAUCUUUAAGCUGCAGUUUAGACCUCAUGAAAAAGUGCUGCCCUCUGCUGGACGUAAAUUAAGCUUCUUGCUACUUUAUUUUCCACUUUAUAUCCACUUUUCCCCAUGAAUCAAUUUCUAUUUGAAGGUCUGACCAUUUCUUUUAUUGUGUUUGAUUUUGGUUUGUAAUUUCUUUUUUCAUUGUUAAUUUGAUGUUUUAUUUAAUUGUAUGGAAAUGAUGCUGUGGCAUGGAAAAAAACACGUCACAGCAUUUGAUAAAGUCAAGUCAGUUAUGAUCUGUAUUGUUACAGUAGGUUCUUUCUGACAUGUUAUGAAUAAAAUUGUGUUUUCA